Messenger RNA from Notechis scutatus (mainland tiger snake), 2847 nucleotides. NCBI's taxonomy places the organism in Eukaryota, Metazoa, Chordata, Lepidosauria, Squamata, Elapidae. The record is from RefSeq and is a predicted model, not a curated record.
CUUCAGGAACAACUGAGGGAGGCUAAUAAUUCUCUCAGCGAAUACAAGAAAAUGGUAGAAGAACUGAAAGGAAAAACCUUAGCCCCAGAUUCUCAGAUUUCAAAAAUUGAUGAGGAAUUGAAACAAAAGGCUGAGGAUACUCAAUUGGAGCUGGAGAAAUUGUUAUCUUAUGUAAAAUUACAAGAAGAUGAGGUUAAUACACAGAAGAAUUUAGUUCUUGAGGAACAACAGAAGUUUCAGAAACUUGAAGAGGAAUUUAAAGAAGAAACAAAAAAACUAAAAGAAAAGAUCCAACACCUAGAAAACAAUUCUUGCAAGCUGCAGCAACUGCUCUGCCUAAAAGAAGAGGAGAGUCAGCAGAAUGUAGAAAUCACGAAGGAUGCAGAACAGCUGGAAAGUAUCUCUGAGUCCCAAAUCGAAGCCCUGCAGAGGGAGAAAGCCGAGCUGGUUCAGAAAGUUCAGAGCACUGAAGAAAACAUCAAAUAUAUCAGCCAAGAAAAAGAGCAUCUGAGAACAGAAAUGGAGGUUCUUCAAACCGAGAAGGAUAACAUGAUUCAAACUGUCCACCGUCUGACUGUGACUAUAGAGAGGCUUGUUCCAGUGAAUUUGGAACUGCAGCAAGAACUGAAGGAGGCUAAUAAUUCUCUCAGAGAACAUAAGGAAAUGGUAGAAGAACUAAAAGAAAAAAUUGUAUCUACAGAUUUUCAGACUUUGAAAAUUCAUGAGGAGCUGAAGAAAAAAAGUGAGGAUAGUCAACUUGAACUGGAAAAAUUGAUGUAUGUAAAAUCACAAGAAAAUGAGGUAAAUAUUCAGAAUUUGCUUCUUGAGAAACAGCAGAUGUUUCAGAAAUUUGAACAAGAGAUUAAAGAAGAAACAAAGCACUUGAAAGAAAAAGCCUUGCUUCAAAAAGAGAGCGAUGACCUUCAGCAGGUUGUGCAGAACAUCAGAGAGGAAACUCAAAGCCAACUUCAGGAGACCUUAUCUGAAAACACCGCAAAGGAUUCUGAAAUGAAUGUCAAACGAAAGACACAAGACUGCUUUGAAAUCUUGGAGACAAAAAUAUUCCGAAUAAUGGAGUCUCUGAAGAAAUUUCCAGAGCUGGAAAAAAGAUCUGAAUAUUUCAUAAAAAUCUCUCUUCAGAUCAAGAAUCAGUUUAAUAGCAAGAAAGCUGUAAUAGCCAAGUGGCUUCCUGACAUUUCUCCUCAGGAAGCCAAUAACAUAAAAAGGCUUCAAACAGAAGAUGAGCGUAUAAGUAACAUCCUCUACAACUUGUUGAACAAACUUCAGUACUUGUUUAGCUGCGUGUGCAACAAAAGAAAGGAAUACUACACAAAUGUCAGCCAGUACACAAGGGAGCUGCUUGAUGAGCGAAAAAAUCAACAUGCACAGAGAAUGCAAAUUCAGGAACUCGGAAAGCCUCACUUGAAACAGCAGGGACCUGGAUCGCAGCAGUCUGGUCUCUCUGAACUGAUGCAGAGCUUGGAUGGCCUCACUGAGCAAAUGUCUAAAGAAGUUUCUGAAAUGGAAGAAGAACUCGGUGGCACAGAGGUUAUGUUACAAGAGUUGGAACAUAAGAACAUUGAGGUGGAACAGUAUUUGGAACGGUGCUCAUAUGUUGAUUUGCAAGGCUUUGAGGCAACAAUAAAGCAAAAUAUUGAAAAGUUUCAGUCCAUUAUUCAAUUUCUACGGCCCAAAGCUCAGCCCUAUUUUCAAGCUAGAUCUGCUCUGGAAGCCAUAAAUGCCAACUACUGCAGAGAGAUUGAUGCUACUCUGAAAGCAUGUAGAGAAGAAACAAAGGAACUGAUUCUACAGUUAGAUAUGUUAGGAAAAGAUCAAAAAUCCUGUGGUGUUGCUAAUACGUCACGAGAAGAAGAAAACCAUAAGCUAAGAUAUAAACUGGAAGCAACAGAACAAGAUACAAAGAAUCUGCAGUUGAAAAUCCAAGAACUAGAAAGCAUAAUAAAUGAAGGAAGUAAAAAUCUCCAGGAAAAAGAGAAAACAAUAGCCAUACUAGAAAUGAAACUUAAUGUGAAAGCUUCCAAGAAUGAAGUCAUUAAGCUUCAAGCUGCAUUAGAGGAAAAAGAAAAUUGCUUAAGAGAUGCAUUAAGUGAGAGAGAAGCACUCAAGGCCCAGGUGGAUAAAGGUGUUGGAUUAUAUAAGGAGGAAAUUGAAGGCCUGAGAACUCAGCUUGUUAAAGCUGAAAUGGCAAGAAUGAAACAAUCCAAAUUGUUUGAUCGAGAAAUGGCAAAUGCAAAAGCUCUGGCAGAUCAUCGGGAAGAACAGUUAAGAAAGUUGAAGGAAGAACUUCGUAAAGCACGACAAGAACAGGAUGCAACCGUGAUGUUUAACGAAGACCCUCCUCAGCCAUUUAAACCAAUUACUUGUGGUGGUGGUAGUGGCAUUAUACAAAGUACCCAUGUGCUAGUGUUAAAAUCUAAGCAUGCCACGCUGCAAAAGGAAUACACUCAACUCAAGAAACAACACGACCUACUGUUGACAAAUGAGCAUCUCUUGAAAGAAGAAGUUAAGAAAUGGAAGGAGCGAGCUGUGAAGAGGAGGGAGCGAGCCUUGGGAGACACAGUUGAGGAGCAUAAAAUCAAAUCUCCAAGGAAAGCACCAGCUUCAUCACUUUUGGCAGUGCCAGCCUCUCCCUGCAAGCAGUGCUCCAUGCAGCCAAUUUUGCCUUUGGACACACCACAGCCGAUGCCAUCGAACAGCCAAUCAGUUUUUUUUGGUAACUCGUGCUUAGGGAUUACUGAAAACACAGAAUCUGGCAGAGGAGAAUCUGAAGAAAAUAACUUUAACAACUGGCUUUCAUCAGAUGUUUCCAAUUGCAAGACUCAGUGA